AUGCAGGUGAUCACUCAAGAAGAUAGUAAAAAGCAGGAAGGGAAUGUUGUUAAAAGCUGGGAGGGGAAUUUUAAGAAAUUUGGAGAGAGUAAAGCUAAUACUCAAGAAGUGAAUAACAAAAAGGUUAGAGGUGCACUUUUUGUUAAUGUUAAUGACUUGCCAGAGGAGAUUGGUAAAAAAGGGAGGAAGGAAGAAGAAGAAAAAGAAGAGAGAGAGGGAGAGAGAGGACAGACUGUCUCAAACGCCGAGGCGAAGACCAGAGAAGGCAAGGAGAAGAAGGCAAGAGAAGAAGAGAAGGAGGCAAGGAGAAGGAGGCAAGGAGAAGGAGGCAAGGAGAAGGAGGCAAGGAGAAGGAGGCAAGGAGAAGGAGGCAAGGAGAAGAGGGCAAGGAGAAGAGGGCAAGGAGAAGAGGGCAAGGAGAAGAGGGCAAGGAGAAGAGGGCAAGGAGAAGAGGGCAAGGAGAAGAGGGCAAGGAGAAGAGGGCAAGGAGAAGAGGGCAAGGAGAAGAGGGCAAGGAGAAGAGGGCAAGGAGAAGAGGGCAAGGAGAAGAGGGCAAGGAGAAGAGGGCAAGGAGAAGAGGGCAAGGAGAAGAGGGCAAGGAGAAGAGGGCAAGGAGAAGAGGGCAAGGAGAAGAGGGCAAGGAGAAGAGGGCAAGGAGAAGAGGGCAAGGAGAAGAGGGCAAGGAGAAGAGGGCAAGGAGAAGAGGGCAAGGAGAAGAGGGCAAGGAGAAGAGGGCAAGGGAAAGAGUAA
Messenger RNA from Schistocerca serialis cubense, 750 nucleotides. RefSeq lists its product as uncharacterized. The transcript has 2 exons. The record is from RefSeq and is a predicted model, not a curated record. NCBI's taxonomy places the organism in Eukaryota, Metazoa, Arthropoda, Insecta, Orthoptera, Acrididae. Bases 1 to 750 code for a protein of 249 amino acids.